This is a messenger RNA of Esox lucius (northern pike), 2788 nucleotides long. It is a transcript of the gene chchd3a, whose product is annotated as coiled-coil-helix-coiled-coil-helix domain containing 3a. Lineage: Eukaryota; Metazoa; Chordata; Actinopteri; Esociformes; Esocidae. Bases 155 to 1957 code for a protein of 600 amino acids. The record is from RefSeq and is a predicted model, not a curated record. Gene Ontology annotation, biological process: inner mitochondrial membrane organization. The transcript is spliced from 10 exons. Gene Ontology annotation, cellular component: mitochondrion; MICOS complex.
UGAUACGGAAGUGUUUCUGUAAGCGCUUGCAGAGUCCUGAAGCCCUAUUGCUUACUGUCCCCGGUGUGCGACUAUAUGUUUUUGAUAAAUAACAGGUGGAUGACAAUUCCCAUUUCAUGCAAUUAGUUGCCACUUGUGCUGGUUGGAAUUAGAUAUGGGAGCGAACAAUAGCACUCGUCGCGUCUCCUUUGAAUCUGAUGAAAAUGACAACAUCACAGUUGUGAAGGGCAUUAGGCUGUCCGAAAAUGUCAUCAACCGAAUGAGGGAGCCUGUAGCUCCGCUUCGUCCACCCACUGUUGCCCCUACACCUCCCACCUCCCUCCCACAGGUCCCUUCUCCUCCCCCUGUGUUGAUUCCCUCCCCUCUCCUCAUUCCUGUACCUCCCCUCAGAUCCCCCUAUGAUCCCAUCACCUCACUGCCACCCCCUCCUUCCAAAGAACCCAUCACACCUUCACCUCCUGCGCCCGUCACUGAAGUAGUGACCCCUCGUCCGUCUCCUCUCCCUGUGGAAAAGGUACCAGCUCCCACCAUGAUUGACAUGGUGAUUGCGCCUCCUCCCCCUGCUGCUUGUGAUCCCUCUGCACCUGUUGAGCUGGUUACUGUCCCUCAGUCGGUUGAGCCCCAAACCCCUAUCGCUGCUCCUGUUCCCGCUCCUGGUGCUGUGGAACCUAUUCCCAUCUUUUUACCUCCCCCACCUGUAAUUGAACCCACUGCUGCUCCACCUGUAAUUGCACCCACUGCUGCUCCACCUGUAAUUGAACCCACUGCUGCUCCACCUGUAAUUGAACCCACUGCUGCUCCACCUGUAAUUGAACCCACUGCUGCUCCACCUGUAAUUGAACCCAUUGCUGCUCCACCUGUGAUUGAACCCAUUGCUGCUCCACCUGUAAUUGAACCCAUUGCUGCUCCACCUGUAAUUAAACCCAUUGCAGUUCCUCCCUCUCCAGUAAUUGAAUCCAUGGCACCCCCUUCCGUUCCUAUUAUGGAACCUGUUGCUCCCCCUUCCCUUUCCUCUGCAUUGGAGUCAACCUCCUCCCCCGCUAUAGAAUCUGCUGCCCCUCCAAUGGCAGCUUUCUCCACUCAGCUUGCAGUUGAACCCGUCACUCCGACUCCUUUCUCCCCUCAGCUUGAACCCAUCACUCCGUCUCCUACCCAAGCUGAGGUAAUUGAUCCACCCCCUUGUGAAACCAUUGCCCCUCCUUCUCAGCCCCCAGUGGAAACUGUUGCCCCUCCUCCUGUUGUGCCUCCCCCUGCCCCAGAGCAGGUGUCUGCAGCACCUCCUCCACCACUACCCCCAUCAGCACCAUCUGCAGUUGCUGAAGAGGAGUUGAGGAGGAAGAUCACUGAGGAUUUGCAGAAAGGCCUGUUGCAGGAGAGGGUGAAGGCUGAACAGGAGCUGCAAGCAUGGCUGGAGGAGGAGAAGGCCCAGGCUGCAUCCUUCGCCCGGGCUGAGGCCCAGACCAGUGUGGAUGACCAGGUGGCCCAUAUCCUGGAACUGGAGAGAUCUGCUGGGCAGGAGAGCCUCACCCAGGCCGUCAUGAGGGAGAGGAUCAGCGCAGAGGAUGAGAGGAUCCGGGCCCAGCUCUAUGAGAAUACAUGGAAGGCCAAGCAGUUGGAGCUCAGAGACCAGGAGCUGAAGAAACAGGAAGCCUUCUACAGGGAGCAGGUGGCUAGACUGGAGGACAGGAGUGCUCAGUUCUACAAGGUCACCACCGAGAACUACCAAAAGGCUGCUGAUGAAGUCAAUGCUAAAUUCAAGCGCUUUGAGGUGAGCCCGGUCUGUGGUGACCUGCAGGGUCAGAUCUUAAAGUGCUACCAGGAGCACACCGGGAAGACCCUGCUCUGCUCCUCCAUCGCCUCCCGCUACCUGCAGUGCGUCAACCAAGCUAAACAGAAAGGCAUUAAUGACAAUGUUCCGCUGUGGGCCGCUACUACAGACAUUAAAAAAACAAGCUGAGGACGGGGGGCUAAGAGAGCGAGGUGCUGAGAGUGAAGAAGAGGUCAUGGGGUGUUAUUGUGUGGCAUCGCCGUUGAUUGACUGCGAAUGGACAGAGAGUAGAGACCUCUACCCAGACCUCUUACCUGACCAGAACCAGGAAUAUGACCCAACCCAACCACCCUGAGAGAGAUGGACACCCCUGAACACCCACUAACCCCCCCGAACCCCCCCUCCCCCAUUACCUUUGAUCCGUCCUUAGGGUCCCAGCUACCUGCACCCCACCUCGUACUCCCACCCCACCACAUGUCUAUCUCUCAGACCAAGAGGUGGUGGUGGUGGUGGCGGGGGUCCCAAUAACUAAUGAACACAGUAGCAUUGUGACAAAACAGCAGCAGCAGUGAUAGAAGUGCAACUGUCCGCCAUGUCGGAGACACAUGGAGACAUUCAGGGGCAACGAGUGUGAAGGCCCGGUGGAGUUUCCACAGAGUCAAGCCAGGCCCAGCAUCCCCACGGACUGAACCACUGUCACCACCAUUAUCCAACCGGGUCACUCCCUUACAAUGCCAGCAGUUGGACCCGUCCAUCCCCUCGCCUCACCUAUAUGGAAAUAAACCUCAUGUCCACUCAUCAAACACCUGCCCAUUCAUCUGUAGACCGUGGUCCACCUCACGUAUCCGUAGCCCUUCACACCCUCUCACACAUACACACGUGCACACACACACACACACACACACCAGUCAUGGUUCAUUCUGUGUGUUACCGGUAUGUUCAUAUUGUGUCUGCUUGUUUUUGUUUUAUUCCAAACCAAGUUGCAAUCAGAGGAAAUAAAAGAAGGAUACGGGAAUCACC